CCAACAACCACUGAAUCGAUCAUUGCCAUUACAACCACCUAUUCAAAUUUCUAACCUCAGCUCCGAUUUCAAUCAGCCGUACCUGGUCAAGGAAUCCUGGUCUCAAUUCCCGCUCCCCGACCAGCGCAGGCGCUGAGAACCCCGUGAUAGCUAUCAAACCUCAAUCCUCACUUCAACCUCCAGACAACCAAACGAAGACGAACAGAACACACAAGCAGCGAAAAUGUUAAUCAUCGGCUUAACUGGCUCAAUAGCAACGGGCAAAUCAACCGUCUCCUCCAUCCUCUCAUCCCCCCCUUACUCCCUCCCCAUCAUCGACACCGACCUCCUCGCCCGCAAAGUCGUCGAACCCGGCACCCCCGGCUACAAGGCAAUCGUCAACUACUUCGGGCCCAGCACGCCCGAUCUCCUCCUCCCAGCCGAUGACCCCAUAAGCAAGAACUACACCGCAGGGCGGCCACUCAACCGGCCCGCGCUGGGCCGUCGCGUCUUCGGCACCACCGAGGAACGGAAACGCGACCGCAUGAUCCUUAACAAGAUCGUUCAUCCCGCUGUUCGGUGGGAGGUAUACAAGGCUUUGAUUUAUCGUUAUCUCACCGGGUCGUGGGCGGUCGUCCUCGACGUGCCACUGUUAUUCGAGAGUGGGAUGGAUCUCAUCUGCGGGAGUGUAGUUGUGGUAGGCGUGACGGAUCCGGAGGUGCAAAUGGCGCGGUUACGAGCGCGCGAUCCGCACCUCUCUGCUGAAGAUGCAGAGAACCGGGUGCGCAGUCAGGGCGAUGUCAAGGGGAAGGUUGAAAAGGCCGAGUUCCGGGGGACGAAGACCGCGCGGGGAGUUAUAGUGUGGAAUGAUGGGGAUAAGGCUGAUUUGGAGAAAGAGGUGCGCAGUGCGAUGAAGACGAUCGCAGCGGCGAGCCCUCGAUGGUGGGCGUGGAUGCUGCUAUUGGCGCCUCCGUUGGGUGUGGGUAUUGUGGUAUGGAAUAUGGCAGUCAAUUUCUUGACGCAGAAGAGUUGGGCAAAGAAAGAGAAGGAGGAGAAGGCGAAGCUAUGAGCUUCUUCAUGUUAGGGCCAUAGCUAUUGUUUUGUGUAUUUAUAUAUGGUGACAUCAGAUGGUUCAGUACAUUUGGCAUUAGAAUCAGGUUAUUCUGGCGUUUCAUAUGACAUCCCUUCAAUAAUAUGCCUAGUUGACAAUCACUCAUGUGAGAUAAGGGAGAAAAGAUGGUGUGAACAUCAGCAGUGAAUGAACUCUGAAAGAUAGAAUCAAGGUCAAGUUUUUCUAUAAAGAUACUCUUGCCUAUCGCUCAGCCAUAUGGGAGGAUACCGAUGUUUGCUUAUUCUAUCGAAGAAAAACGUUAAGACAAUGACAUUACUUGACCAGUGUUCUUACUGCUGGGACAAAGAAAGAUAGGGUGC
Messenger RNA from Aspergillus wentii DTO 134E9, 1410 nucleotides. RefSeq names its product putative dephospho-CoA kinase. Gene Ontology annotation, molecular function: dephospho-CoA kinase activity; ATP binding. Lineage: Eukaryota; Fungi; Ascomycota; Eurotiomycetes; Eurotiales; Aspergillaceae. The record is from RefSeq and is a predicted model, not a curated record. The transcript has a single exon. Gene Ontology annotation, biological process: coenzyme A biosynthetic process. The coding region runs from base 224 to 1048 and encodes 274 amino acids.